Cannabis sativa is the source of this 4966-nucleotide messenger RNA. RefSeq lists its product as uncharacterized. Gene Ontology annotation, biological process: proteolysis. Lineage: Eukaryota; Viridiplantae; Streptophyta; Magnoliopsida; Rosales; Cannabaceae. The transcript is spliced from 12 exons. Gene Ontology annotation, molecular function: cysteine-type peptidase activity. The record is from RefSeq and is a predicted model, not a curated record. Bases 1401 to 4763 code for a protein of 1120 amino acids.
GUUUUAGCUUGUUUGUAAGUUUUUAAAACCUAUUAUUACUUGAUUGCAAAUAGUCAUGGUUCACUUGUUGACAGAUCUAAUGAUCUGAUUUUAACUCAUGACUCCCUUGGUCAAGUAUAUAAUUUGUAACAGCUAAUUUUCACAAUCUUCUUUCAUCUGUGUAUGACCUAGCAACAUGAUAGGAUCCAUCCAAAUGUGUGCCUGUGUGAGCCUAUAUGUUUAUUUUAUGAUAUAGAUGCAUAUAGGUUGUUGCUAAAUAAAAUGUCACACCAUGAUAGGUUUUAUUUAGGUUCAUUUAGUUUUUGGACCUAUUCAAUUAAUAACAGUUAUUUAUUUUAAGGUUAAAUUCCUCUCUUUUGGGCCUUGUGUGAGAGUUGGGGGCCAAUAGAAGUGGGUACGACAUACUGAACCCAGCUCCCCCUCACAUGAACUACCCCAAUUGUGAAGGCCCAUUUGCCUGAUUUGAAUAACUGUGCUAGGUUAAUUAAAUUAGUUUGACCUAAUAAAAUUAAAUUAGCAACAUAAUUAACUUUUAAAAUAUAUGAAAUUUAUUUUCAUUUUAAUAUUUUAAAGUUAAUUUUAAGAAAAAGACUUUUAGUUUUAGAUAUUAUUUCUAGACAAACUAUUUGUAUUUUUCUUGUAUUUAAUUAAAUAAAGAAUUUUAACUAACUAGAUUCUUUCUUGAACUUAUUUAAUUAAAUAUUCCUAUUUAAGUUAUAAAUUAGUUAUUUUAACUGGUUUUUCAUAUCUAACUUAAAUUUGAAUAUUUUAUUUAAAUUUAAAAUUAAGUUGAGGAAUUCUAGGUAUUAGUUAUUAAAGAUUCUUAAGAUAUUUUUUAAGUUAGUUUUAAACUUAAAAUGGAAUAUUUUUCAAAUUAAGUGGUUACAACUUAAUUUCUGAUAUUUAAUUAAAUUUAAAUUUGAAAUUAUUUAAGUUCUAGAUUUUUUUUUGGAAAAUUUACAUUUGGAGCCUUUAUUUUGAUCUAAUUUCCUUUUUUGCCGUGAUCUAUUAUAUUGGGUAAGUUUACCGUUUUUUAUUACCGUUUUAUAUUUAAUUAUCAUUUAUUGAGCCACGCGUUUCCCAAGUGACGUCAGACCAUGUGUUGUCACUUCUUACCCAUCAUCCCACGUCUUGCAUCUCACGCGCGUCAGGGGUAUCACGUUUUUUGAUAUUCAUGAUAAUUGCUCCCUAUUUUGUAGACUUGUAAGUAUACUGUCUAGUUAGAGGGAGGGAGCGGUUUAUAGGGUUUUUUAGUGGGUUUCUUUUUUUUCAACUUCAGAAAUUUCUAGUGUGGGUAUUUUUUAGAGAGAGUUUUGAAAUUCAAAAUUUCUCUCUAUUUAGUGUGGCAGUUUCAUAGAGGGUUAUUCAUUUAAAACUUUCUCAAAAAAAUCUGAUUGUAAAUGGUUAAUACUCGUUCUUCCCUUUCUCCAUCUGGUUCAUCGAAGCUUCUUCUUGACAAGUUAAAAAUGAAGAAAACGAUUUCUGAAGAUGACAAUGAAGAUCUUUCUGGUGGUUCUGAGGGCUCUGGUGAUGUUUCUGUUAAGGAAGUGAAGAAGAAGCAAUAUAACCGUGGAAACAAGAAGGUUACUGACGAUCGGCCUUUGAAAAAAUUGAAACAAGUUGUUGAAUAUGAUGAGGACUUCUACGACAGUGAUGAUCUAGAAGUUGAGAACAAUGAAUCGAUGAAGGAGUGGGAGUUAUAUUUCAAGCAUGAGGAUAGGGUUGGUGGAAGAAUAAUUUUUUUUCCUAACCAUGAAAACAAUGUUAUUGCCAUUAUCAAUAGUAAAUUGACUCCUUCUCAAGCAAAGCUGUUUCGUGAGACAUGUUUUGGACAUUUUUUGGACAUGAAUCCAAUUGCAAUGCAAACUCAGUUGAUUCACAGUGCUUUGCACAGGGAGGUACACCAGAAAAAUCCUUAUGAAAUGUGGUUCAAAUUUGGUUCUCAAAAUUUCAGGUUUAGUUUGGCUGAGUUUGCUGUUGUGACUGGUUUAUUAUGUGUUGGUGAUUCUGAUAUGAGUGGUUAUGCAAAGAAGGAGAAUGCAUUUGUGGAUAAGUAUUUUAGUGAUCAACAAGUAACAGUCAGUGCUGUGGAGGAGAGGUUUAGGUAUAGUGAUUUUAAGUUGGACGAAUACGCUGUUAAGAUGGCGGUGUUGUAUUUCGUUUCUAAUUGCUUGUUCACAAGCCCUAAUUCCAAGAAGGUUCCUAAUGAAAUACUCAAUAUUGUUGGGAUUGGUGAUUAUGAGAGUUUUCCUUGGGGAAAAUUAGUUUUUAAGAAAACUUUACACAACUUGAGGAUUGGUUUGAGGGGUGUACCAAAGAAAAAAACAGGGAAAGAUAUUGGUUCCAAGCAUAUUGAUAAGCGUAAAGGGAAAGCAAAGGCUGCUGAUAAAGAAUCUUCGAGGACUUACAAGUUGCCUUGUUUUCCUUAUGCAUUUCUUGUUUGGAUUUACGAAACUAUUCCUCUUUGUCAGAAGGCUGGUUUUUGUGAAUAUGAUAGUGAUCCAGAAUAUAGGAUUUGUAGAUGGUUGAAUGUGGGUCUUCCUAAUAAUAGUGCUGUUGAGAGGAAAGUUUUUUCAUCUCCUAAGCUGAAAGGUGAAUAUAUAUUUCCUACAGAUGAAGAGAGAUCAAUGCUUAAUCUAUCUGGUCUUGAGUUUAUUGAGAAGGAAGAUUCAGAUGUUGAUGUUGAUCGAGUUGGUGCGAUUGGUUUACAAUCUUCUAUUUUAAAUGAGUUAAGGAGGGACGUUAAAAAAGUAAUUCAAAAGCAAUUACAUUUUGAUGGGUCUUUUGAGGGUUUUACAUCAGAUAUUAAGUGUAGAUUCAAGGAGUUGGAACUCAAUAUGAUUUCCCACAUAGAUUCUAAGAUUGAUGAAAGUUUGCAAUUUUACUUGGAUUUGAAAUUUAAUGACUUGAAAGAAAAGUUUGAUGAUUUAAAAGCUUCUCAGAGUGUCGUGGAUAUCCGUGAUGAUAGUGGUGGUGAUAGUGAUGAUGAAUCUGGUUUGAAAGAUGGUGUUAAUGUUGAUUUGGCAGUGAAGGAUGAUCUAGUUAUGAAAGAGGUUGAUGAUGUAGAUUUGGUUACUGAAAAUGUUAAAGAUUAUUCUAUUGAUCCUGUUUUAAAUCUUGCUGAAAGUGGUGGUGUGUUGGUUAAUGAGGGAGACACUGUUGUAGAGGGUGAAGGUUUACAAAAUGUUGGAGAUGGUGGUUUGGUUAAAGAAGGACACACUGCUUUACUGGGUGAUAAUGAUGAUGUUCCAAGUUUUGAUAUAAUGGGUUUUCUUUCAUCUCAGCCCGAUGCUAAUGCUGAUAAAGAGAAGAGGAAAAAACAAGAUGAAGAUGAUCAUGCUAAGUUUAAAGAUUUAAAUAAGAAAUCAAAAGAUGAUGAAGAUGAUGGUGAUGACCAGGGUAUGGGUGGUGAUGCUGUUUCUUCUAUUGUCAAGGAAGUUAUAAAGGGAAUUAAUGAGGGUGAUGACAAAUCUAAAAAAGGUGGAUCAGUUACCAAGGAUGAUGUUGGUGGUGAAGCAAGAAAAAAUAUGGUUGAUUCAUCUGCAAUUGAUGUUGUUGUGGCUGGUGUCAUUGGGUCUCCUAACUUGUUUGAUAGUCAAGGUACAGAAGAUAGUAUUACUUUGUCAGCCAUGGAGAUCAUUAAUGAAAAAAUUGAAACCAUUGAAGGAAGCCUGAAAAAGGAAAAGAAUUUAGAAGCUAAUUCUUAUGAGUUUGCAAAGAGGGUUCCCAAUAUUGGAUCUGCAUUGAGGAGUCCAUUUACAUCUGAUUUUGGUUCUAUUGGGAGUAGUAGUAAACCAAAGGGAGAACAAUCUAAGUUGCUUGCUUUUUCUUCAGUUGCACUUGACCGUAUUGAUGAUCUUCAGUCUAAACUUUUUGAGCAGUGGUUUAAGGUCGGUUUCAAUGAUAGGAACAAGAUUAAAAAGUUUAAAGAACGUGAUAGGAAAUUGAAAGUCCCGUUGGAUUUUGCAAUUAUGAAGAUUGAUGAUAAGAUGUGGUUUUAUGAUUUGCUGACUCCUGGAAGAAAUUUGUCAUGCUCGCAUUUGGAUGUUUGUUUUUACUACUUGAGAAAGGAGAUAAAGUACAAUGAGAGUGUAAACUCUUUUGUUAAUACCACUGAUUGUUUCUUUGCUGCCCAGAUUUUUGAGAUGUAUAAUGAGUUUGUUAAGAAUGAUUGUGACAUUGAAUCUGUUAAGAAGGACAGCAAAGCUUCUGCAUACGUAGCUGGUUUUGGUAUGUAUUGCAGUAGAAAAUGGAUUGAAUUAGAUAAUGUCUUAAUGCCUAUUAAUCUGAUUGAUUUGGCUCACUGGAUUAUGUGCAUUUUUGACAUACGUUUGAGAUGUCUUAAAGUGUGCAAUUCUAUGAGAUUUGGGAGGUACAAGAACUCAGAAAAAUUGGUUCGUGCUUUUGCUGUCAUGUUGCCUAUUUUGUUGUCACAUGUAAAUUUUUAUGAUCAAAGGAAAGAUAUUGAUAAGAGCACAGGAUUUUUUCAAGGAAAGAGUGAGACAGACCCUUUGGAAAUUGUUAUCGUUCAAGAUUUGCCUCAACAAGAGCAGUGUGACUGUGGUGUUUUUGUUAUAAAGUACGCUGAGUAUUUUAUUCAUGGAUUGAUUGACAAGAUUCCGAAGGAGUUGGACAUUCCUUUUGUUCGAAAGAAGCUGUGUGUUGAGCUCUUUGUUCAUGCUAAGAAGAAGGAAGUGAGUGGUUAUGAAUCACCUUCAGAGUAUCCUGGCAGGAUGGAAAAGGAUGGAAAGAAAAAGAAGUAGUUGUUUAAUGUAGUUGGAAACACUUUUGUUUCUUGUUGUUUUGAUACUUUUGUACGGGUUAUUAUUGAUAGUUUGGGUAGUUAUGAACGUUAAACAUAUUAACCUUCUUUUUGCUUGGUCAUUUUGUCAAACGUAUGUAUGGAUAUUGGAACUAUUUUCAGUACCUUUAAUAUGAUAUUAAUGCAGGUUGCUUUUGGAGUUAA